UCAGUUGAGAAAAAAAUCUUUACAACUGCUCCGAACGAAUUUUCAUCGCGCUAAAAUGUUAAAAAAUAGUAACUAAUCCUACGAAAUUUCAACAGAUCUAACUACAAUUCAAUAAUUUGCUUUCUUAACAGUAGUUUGUGUAUAUUUGUGUUCGCUUCAAAAUUGUCAGUAAAAAAAUGUGAUUGGCUGGAAAUAUUGCGACAAAAAUAAGCACGAAGUUUAAAUAUUUGCAGAAACAAAAAAUAUCUACCUAGAUAUAUAAUAAAAAAUAUAAGAAAAAGAUCAACCAAUAAAAUAAGAAAGUGAAUGGCAAAUGUUUAGAGUGAAAUUCAUCCGAUAAUAUUAAAUAUAAUAACAGAAAAGUGAUAGAAACAAGUAGACAGUGUGAAGGAUUAACGCAACAAAAUGGCAUAUGUGAAGCCUACUGACUUGGAUGGAUUCAUCACACAAAUGGGAAAGUCGGAUGUGCGCAUUAAAACGAUACUAUCUGAAGACUUAGUGAAUUACCUCAGUGAUUAUGAGAAUUCUUUAGUGUGCACUGACUUGGGAAUGCUCAUUGAUGCCCUCAUGCCAUGGCUAACAGGCAGUCAUUUUAAGAUCGCCCAACGUGCUUUAGAAGCAUUUACAGAACUGGUGCAAAGAUUGGGUCAAGAUUUCAACGCCUACACAUCAAACAUUCUCCCUCAUGUUGUUGAUCGAUUAGGUGAUAGUCGUGAUACUGUAAGAGAGAAGGCUCAAUUGCUGCUUCAGAAGCUUAUCGAAUGUCGUGUUGUUGCACCUCAAAAAUUAUUAGAUAGUCUCACUGGAUGCUUCAAGCAUAAAAACGCUAAAAUCCGCGAAGAGUUCCUUCAAACAAUUGUCAACACAUUAAAUGAAUACGGCACACACGCCAUCAGCGUCAAAGCAUUUAUAUCACCAAUUGUAGCACUUCUUGGGGAUCCAACUGCAGUUGUUCGCGAUGCAGCUUUUCAAACACUUGUAGAAAUUUACAAACACGUUGGUGAUCGUUUGCGUCAGGAUCUGAGAAAGAAAGACAUUUCUCCACAAAAGUUAGCAACACUUGAACAAAAAUUUGAUGAAGUUAAGCACGAUGGAUUGUUACUGGCAUCAGCAUUGAAUGCCGCAUUAACAAAUUACGACGAAGCUGAUGCUGCAUCAUUGGGACCACCAUUGAGACCAACAAAAUUAGUAAAACGAACAAUGUCAGCAACAGCAUCUGCAAGAAAGCACGGUGUUAAUGAUACACCGACAAAUAUUGGAAGUGGCGAGAAUAUGUCACUUCAAGCUGGUGCAGUUACGCAAGAAAUUUUUGAAGCAUCUUUCGAAAAUGUUCCACAAAUUACCGUGUUUGGGCAACGUGACAUCGAUGAAGCUAUGAAGACAAUUAAUGUAACAAUUGGUGAUAAGAACAUGGACUGGGAGAAGCGAGUUGAUGCACUGAAAAAGCUUCGAUCAUUGUUGAUGCUCAAUGCUCAAACAAAUCCAAACUUUCCUCAGCAACUUAAGGACUUAUCAAUUUCAUUCCUCGAUAUCCUCAAAGAGCUCCGCUCUCAAGUCAUUCGUGAAGCUUGCAUAACACUCGCAUACAUGUCAAAAUUGUUAAGAAAUAAAUUGGAUCAGUUUCUCGUUUACAUUCUUCACGAGAUGAUAAAUUUAAUUCAAAAUUCAGCUAAAAUCAUUUCAAGUGCUGGAACAUUGGCUCUCAGAUAUGUCAUAAGAUUCUCACACAUUCCAAAGCUUCUUCCGAUUAUAACAUCGAAUCUCAUGCAAUCAAAAUCAAAAGAUAUUCGGUCGAAUCUUUGUGAGCUUCUUAAUAUGGUGUUUGAAGAAUGGCCAACUAGAGCUUUAGAAAAACAUCAAUUGUUGUUAAGAGAUUCAGUGAAAAAAGGAAUAAGCGAUGCUGAUGCAGAAGCUCGUCGACAUAGUCGAAGAUCUUAUUGGAGUUUCCGGAAACAUUUCCCGGAUCUUGCUGAUCAACUUUAUGGUUCAUUGGACAUUUCAACACAGAAGCAAGUCGAGAAAGAACGCGACGCUGGAUCUAAUGGUACAAAUUCAAUGAGUGCUAGUCUUCGUGGAAGUAGUUCGAGUCUUAAUUCUAUGCCUGGUGGUGUUUAUAAACGGAGACAGUCAUCUGGAUUACGUAGUCCUGCAGCGACACAGCCAGCGAGUAACUUUAGAAGUGUUUCGGCAGUCGAUGCAAAUGCAGUACAACGUGCCAAAGCAAGAGCUCAAUAUGCUAAUAUGUCACGAUUGAAAAUGGCAGCGGGAUCAGCGUCUGUCCCCCGUGUUAAGAAAAUCACAUCAGUAACAGCAACACCACAACAAUCAUCACCUGAACGACAAGUUCGCUCAAGACAAGCUGGAGUUUCACAAUCUCAACCAUCAUCACGUAGCUCUUCACCAUCAUCACGCCUUCAUCAUUACACACCUGGCUAUUCAGGAUAUCGGCAAACGGGAACUGUUCCCAAGAAAGCAACGACAGGCAUUCCAAGAUCACUCGUGAACUCACGUGAAACAAGCCCAUCACGUGGUCAGUCACAAUUUGGUUCAUUAAACCGUCGGCAACUUCAUUCAACGAGUAGUCCUCGAAGAGCUGAACGUCCACCAUUAAAUCCAGGUCGUCAGAGUUCAGCACAAAAAAUGUUACAACAAAGUCGUGAAGCUGAAUCAACUUUGUCGCCUGAUGAACAAGAUUUCCAAAAUGACCUUGCGCGACUUACAUUAACGCGUAAAAUUUCACGUGAGGAGUCUGAUGAUGGGAGUGAAGCGUCUUCUGUUUGUUCGGAAAGAUCGUUCGAUUCAUAUCGUCGUGGUAACGAUUCUUAUUCAUGGAAUGGUUCAAGAUCGCGUCUUGACGGAUCAGCUAAGCAAAUUGACGACAUUGACACCAUUAUUCAGUAUUGUGCAUCAACACAUUGGAGUGAACGUAAAGAUGGUCUCACAAAUAUGACGCAAUAUUUGUCAGAAGGAAAAAUGUUGACAGCACAACAAUUACAAUGCAUCUUGGACUUGUUUCGUAAAAUGUUUAUGGAUCCGCAUAUUAAAGUUUAUUCGCUUUUCUUGGACACGGUCAACGAAUUGAUUUUAUCGCAUUCGAAUGAUCUUCAUGACUGGCUUUUCAUUCUUCUUACGCGGUUGUUUAAUAAACUUGGAACAGAUUUACUUGGAUCGAUGCACGAUAAAGUUUGGAAGACUCUUCGUCUCAUUUAUGAAUAUUUUCCAGCAAAUCUUCAACUUCAAAGUGUUUUUAAAAUUCUUACUGAUUCAACACAAACGCCAAAUGUUAAAACAAAAUAUGCAAGCGUUAAAUUUCUGACAACAUUAGCACAACAAUAUUGUAUGGCUGAUAAUUUUAUGACAACGCCGCCAGUUGAUCGAGCAAUCCUUAAAGUUCUAACUUAUACUGCUGAUCAAAAGAGUAUGGAGUUGAAGCAGCAAUCACGACAUUGCAUCAUUGCUUUGUAUAAUUUAAAUCCAGCAAAUAUGACACUCAUUCUAGCAAAUCUCCCGAAACAAUAUCAAGAUCAAGCUCGAACUUACAUUUCAACACCUUUACGUAAUAAUGUUUCAGGUCCUCGUUCACGUCAGACUAGCGUUGAAGUUGAUCACUCAUCAAUCAAUCAUGAAGAAGUUUAUAAAAAUCUUCGUAAGACAACAGCAGAAAUUCAAAAUUACACGUUUGAAAGUAAAUUGGACCGUAAUGCGAACAGCAAAGAUUCGGGGAUUAGUCAAAUGGGCGAGAAUCAUUUAUUACAUGCGCCAGCUAAUGGCUUCAAUGGUCAUAUUGGAUCAAUUGAUAAAGACGACUCUAUAAAUGGAUCAAAAACACAAUCAUCAGCAACAACUGAAUCAAACACUCCAGAAAAUACUGUAAAAUUGGAGAAUAUGGGACAAAAAGUUGCACCAAUUUUCACAAUUGACAAGAACGAAAUUGUUUUGGAAAAUGGCAUUCGAGAAAGUGAAAUUAUAAAACAAGCAGUGGCUUUAGCACAUAUAGAAAACGCCGAUACUGAUUACAUCGUUCAAGUGUUCUUGAACUUGACAACUUGCAUAGCAAAUGGCACAUGUGACCUGCCUAAAAAAUACUUUAAACAAAUUAUGAUAACGCUUCUUAAGAUGAUUGAGUCACAAAAUCCUGUGGUGAUGAUAGCUGCACUAAAGAUAUUGUCAAAAAUUAUUCGAAGUUCUCCAAUGCGAGAAGAUUGGACUGGUUUUCUUGAAUUAAUUCUUUUGAAAAUCAUCGAUUGUUAUAAAGCAGGAAAGGAGGUUCAACGUGAAAUUGAUUCAAUUAUAGGCAAAAUAUCGGCGGUUCUCCCUGUUGAUACUUCAAUUAACAUUCUUAAUCCAGUCAUUGCUACCGGCGAUUUUCCAAGCAAUUUAUGUGCGUUAAAAAUUCUUCGUGACUUGGCUGAUCAACAAGGCAAGGACUUCACUGAUAAUCAUCUUGACAUUUUGAUGCCAAAUAUAGCAAGACUUGCGGAUGUUGAAGAGUCGAUGGUUCGCAAAGCCGCUGUCUUUUGUAUUGUUAAAUUGUAUUUCGUAAUGGGCGAAGAGAAAGUAAAGCCCAAAUUUGCGCUUUUAAAUGCCAGCAAAGUUAGAUUAUUAAAUGUGUACAUAAGUAAGAAUCAAGGAAAGAACUCAUCAUCAUGAUCUAACAGAUAUCAUUACUUUCAACGUUGAUUAAUAUCAUCAACAAUAAAAUUAGCAAAAAAAAUUAAGCUCAAUAAGUUGAAAAGUAAGAAAAAAAUUUCGCCAAUUCCUGAAUAACUUCACCGAUUGUUGGCUUGCUUAUUGCAACAAAAAAAAAUGAAAAAUAAAUAACAAAGCAAAGAAACAAAAAAAUAAAUAAAAUCACAUUUUAAAUUAUUUUUCCUAAAAGAAGAUUUAAUGUUUAGGUGACAAUAGGAAAAAAACUUGAAAACAAAAAGAAAAACUGAAUGAAUGGAUGUUUCUUAUAUAUGUAGAAUCGAUUUUUUCCUUUUAAUUACAACAAGAAAUAAAUAUUAAAUUGUUAAGUGAAGAAAGAUGUUAAACGUUCAUUACUUUCUUGCUUUUUAUUAAAAAGAAAACAAAAGAAAAAUCAUAAAAAAAUCAUUUUUUUGCAUUAUCUAUCACUAUCGCUUCUUUAAAUUCUUCAGCUUUAACCUUAUCACCACAAGCAAAGCAUAAUUAUUUUUCAUGGAACAAGAAGAAAAUUGAAAAUCAUUUUAAUAAAAAGUCAGAUUUAAAAAGAAAUCAGA
Molecule: messenger RNA, 5240 nt
Organism: Clunio marinus
Lineage: Eukaryota; Metazoa; Arthropoda; Insecta; Diptera; Chironomidae
Source: the annotation of a GenBank genome assembly